AUGGCUCCAACCACCGAAAUCUGCACGCUCAACCUGGUAGCCGGCAGCGAGAUCGGCGACCCGAACAACGCAGCAUCCGGCGUUUUGAAAGAAUGCGGCGACGUCCUCGCCCAGCAAGACGGGCAGCAGACCUUCCAAUUCGGCACGACGGUGGAGAAUCCAGGAGACUUGCAAUUGUUCAUCAACUGGGAUGCCAAAUCGGACCACGAAAAGUUCAUGGCAUCGGACACCUACCCCAGCUUCGUCAAGACCUUCUCCACCAUCUUCACCGGCGACCCGCAAAUCGUGCACGUCGACUUCGAGCCCGCGGGCGGCGCAAAGGCCGCCAUGUCCGCGCCCGUCACCGAAAUUGCGACCUUCUACUACGACAACGAGCCGCCGGAGGAUUCGUUUGCGGGGGCGAAGAAGCUCGUCGAGGCGCUGCAGAAGGACGGGCAGAACAUAUUUGGGUGGGCGUUUGGGAAGACGCACGAGGUGAUUGAGCGGGAUGGGGCGAAGGGGAAGGGGAACGUGUUGGUGAUUGGGUGGGAGACGGUGCAGGCGCAUUUGGAUGCGCGGCAGACGCAGGCGUUCAAGGAUAACAUUCAUCAUUUGAGGACGCCGCAGGUGAAGGCGGCGGAGGUGCAUCAUGUUGCCAUCUUGAAUUACCAGGGGUAA
Molecule: messenger RNA, 657 nt
Organism: Neohortaea acidophila
Lineage: Eukaryota; Fungi; Ascomycota; Dothideomycetes; Mycosphaerellales; Teratosphaeriaceae
Exons: 2
Coding region: 1-657 (218 amino acids)
Source: RefSeq, a predicted model, not a curated record